AGGGGGGAUCAUGUCUCGAGCUGACCAUAUGCUACAGAAGGCUCAUUUAUCCAAGAUGGCGACCACGUCACCUUCAGUUCCUCAGCUGUUUAGCGAAUUAGAAAGGCUAGGAAAAGACGGGAACUUCGCAAAUGCUCAGAAAAUUGCUAAUAAAAUUUUGCAAGAGAAACCAAACGACCCGGAUGCCUUUCAUUGUAAAGUGGUCUGCUUGAUUCAACAAUCUUGCUUUCGUGAAGGAUUGGACGUGAUCAACUCUGGUAGUAGGAAAGGAAUAAAAGAGCUGCCCUUUGAGAAAGCAUAUUGUCUGUACAGACUGAACAGAACUGAUGAAGCACUUGAUAUCCUGAAGACCAUACCAGAUCAAGGACCUAGAGAAAAGGAACUCCUUGCACAAGUGCAAUAUCGACUUGGGCAGUAUGAAGAGUGUAGAAGAAUCUACAAGGAUUUGAUUAAAAACUCUCAGGAUGACUAUGAAGAUGAAAGAGAGACAAACCUGUCUGCUGUUGUUGCUGCUUCUAAUCAGUGGGGAUCUAAUCAGAAAUUGGUAGAGAAUGGUCUUCGUGAGGACACCUAUGAAUUAUGUUACAAUUCUGCCUGUUUGUCGUUGGCGAAUAAUGAGUUUCAACCAGCAAAGAACAAACUCAAUCAAGCUGAAGCUCUCUGUCGUAAAAGUCUUGAAGAAGAUCCAGAAACAACUGAAGAAGACAUAGAUACUGAAUUGGGCGUUGUGAGGACGCAGCUUGGUUAUGCUCACCAAAUGUUAGGAAACAACGAUGAAGCAAUGAAACUAUACAACCAAGUUCUAAAAUCAAAGCCUAAUGAUGUUGCCCUAGUUGCUGUUGCAUCUAAUAAUGUCAUAACAUUAAAUAAAGAAAGAGAUGUGUUUGACUCUAAGAAGAAAGUCAAGGCAACCACAGCAGAGGGUCUAGAGAACAAGCUGACUGACCAACAGUACCAGAAAAUGCAGUUUAAUAAAUGUCUACUCUUUCUGUACUCCAAUCAGCUGGAAGCUUGUGGCGCUAUGAUCAACUCCCUGGAAGAGAAAUAUAAAGACAGCGAUUUUCCUUGCUUGAUGAGGGCUUCACUAUCAUACAGAGAGAAGCAGUAUGACAAGGCUACUAAAGUACUCCAGGAGUAUGCAAGAAAACACCCUAAAACAGCUACUAAUGUGAAGAUGACGCUAGUACAAAUGUACCUUUCUCAAGGCAAUUUACUAGAUGCUUGCUCUACAUUGCAUUCAAUUGACGGACUGAGUCACAGGCCAGGAGUGGUUUCUGCUUUAGUUACCCUAUAUUCACAGCUUGGAAAUAUAGACACUGCAAUCUCUGUUCUUGAUUCUGCUGUCAAAUUUGCUCAAGAAAAUAAGGAUGUUCUCAGUCAGUCUGAAAUGAUUUCUCUCAUGCGUGAAAAUGUGGCCUACAAACUCUCUCAUGGUCAUGCAAAAGAAGCCAUAGAAAUGUUGGAAAAACUUCACAGGGAAGAUCCAAACAACUUAAAGACCCUUGCACAGCUCAUCACUGCAUAUUCUCAAUUCAACCCUAAAGAAGCAGAAAAACACAGUACAAAGCUGCCGCCAUUAGGAAAUGAAACCAGUAUAGAUGUGGAUGUCUUGGAAACAAGUAGUGUAGGCUCUGGGAUGAGGUAUGGGCGAAGACUGGGCCGUACACCAGAUGAUGCAAGCACCAAUGAGGAAAGAAUGGACAUAAUUAUCAAGAGGAAAAGAAGAAAGAGGAAGAGAGGUAAACUUCCAAAGAAUUAUAAUCCUGAAGUGGACCCUGACCCUGAACGUUGGUUACCCAGGAGAGAAAGAUCUUACUACAAGGGCAAGAGACAAAAAAAGACUGCAGUUGGUAAAGGCACCCAAGGAUCUGCAUCAGCUGGGACUGAAUCACCCAAGUCACCUGGAAGUCCUAAGCAAUCCUCACCUCCAGGAUCACCAGGGGGAAGUGCUUCGGUUCCCUCGAAUGUUGUUCCCCCAAGACAACAACAACCACAAGCAGCAAAGAAAAAACAACGACCAAAAAAGAAAAAGGGUGGCUGGUAAAUAGAACUUGCUUUACCUAGAACUUUGACUAGAACCAAGAUAUACUGUCUACAAUACCUAUAGGAAAUGAAACAUGUAUUGGUAAUAUUAAUAGUAAUAAGGAUGAAAUAAAAAAAUAUUAAAACCAA
This is a messenger RNA of Actinia tenebrosa (Australian red waratah sea anemone), 2172 nucleotides long. Its product is annotated as signal recognition particle subunit SRP72. Gene Ontology annotation, molecular function: 7S RNA binding; ribosome binding; protein binding. Gene Ontology annotation, cellular component: signal recognition particle, endoplasmic reticulum targeting. The record is from RefSeq and is a predicted model, not a curated record. NCBI's taxonomy places the organism in Eukaryota, Metazoa, Cnidaria, Anthozoa, Actiniaria, Actiniidae. Gene Ontology annotation, biological process: SRP-dependent cotranslational protein targeting to membrane.